UUAAGAAUUAUAUAGAUGUAUUCAAAUCGUGCUCCAAAUACCCCGUCAGCUUCACCUUCGUUAGUUCCUUUCAAACAUUUCUCAACACAGACACAUUGUUUCCUUGACAAACUCAACAAAUCACCGAUGGAUCCACCCCCGUCCCACCCCAAUCACCACCACACCUCAGCCUGCAUCAACUGCGGCGGCCCAACCGCCUUCCCACCACCCCCACACAUCUCCGACAUCAACUCACCGCCGCCAGUCUACGUUCCCAUUCGAGCUCCAGCAAUCAAUCUCCCCCCAAAUCCCCAAAACACCCAACAACAAAUCAUCCUAACCCCAGUUCCCCAGGCCCAAGAAAUCUCAAUUCUUGAACCCCCUUUUAAUUUCCAGACCCCUAUUAAGAAAAUCACUUCUCAAUCUGACAUUCAGCAUUUUAAGGAAUCACCCGUUUGUAAAAACUUCUUGGGCUUUGUUGUUUCGCUCUCUGAAUCGAUAAGGGGGCAUAAAUUGUCUGACCCAUGUCACCAAUCAGGGAAAAUAUUGGGCCUUUUGUCAGUUCUUGAAACCCUAGAGAGGUUUGUUGAUGAGAUUCCUCCGUUGCCUCAGGCUGCGAGGUACGGGAACUUAGCGUAUCGAGAUUGGCAUGAGAGAAUGACUGAAAAGGCUGAGUCUUUUGUGGGGGAGUUGCUGAGUGAUGAGCUGAAGGGGGCUGUUGUCGAGUUAGUUCCUUAUUUUACUGAUAGUUUUGGGAAUUGGAAUAGGGUUGAUUAUGGGACGGGUCACGAGACGAAUUUUGCUGCGUUUUUGUAUUGUUUGGCCAGGUUAGGUGUUAUUAAGAGUGAGGAUUAUCAUGCUGUAGUUUCGAGAGUGUUUGUUAAGUACUUGGAUUUGAUGAGGAGGUUGCAGCUGGUUUAUAGUCUUGAGCCUGCGGGGUCUCAUGGUGUUUGGGGACUUGAUGAUUAUCAUUUUCUGCCAUUUAUAUGUGGGUCGUCUCAGUUGGUUGAUCACAAGUAUAUGAAGCCGAAGUCGAUUCAUAAUGAUGAUAUUAUUGAGAAUUUUUCGAAAGAGUAUCUGUAUCUAUCGUGCAUUGCGUUUGUGAAGAAGGUGAAGAAGGGUUUGUUUGCGGAGCAUUCUCCUUUGUUGGAUGAUAUUAGCGGUGUGCCAAAUUGGAAGAAGGUUAAUGGUGGGUUGCUUAAGAUGUAUAAGGUGGAGGUUUUGGAGAAGGUUCCUAUCAUGCAGCAUUUCUUGUUUGGAUCGAUCAUUCCGUGGGAAUAGGUGUAUCAGUCAACAUAAGCUACAUGACGCUUUUCAUGACUUUUGUCUGUAGAAUGUAAGCAAUGGAGAGUACCGGGGAUGAAAUACCUAUAUAUGUAGAGAGAGAGAGAGGUUACUUGCUAAUAAAUGAUUGGAUAUGUUUCAUGUGUUUAAAGAACUUUAGUUGUAAUUUCACCCCCAAAGGUUAGAAAUGGAAGUGGCUAUCCUGAUACCUAUGAAAUGAUUAUACACAGUAGUAGCUACUUCUUGCUGAGAAUUCUAAAUGUAUGGCAGAUUGUGCAGUUUUAUGUUUCAUGAGUUCUCUAAUUUUAUAUCA
Daucus carota subsp. sativus is the source of this 1576-nucleotide messenger RNA. RefSeq lists its product as uncharacterized. The transcript has 2 exons. Gene Ontology annotation, biological process: mitotic spindle organization. Gene Ontology annotation, cellular component: nucleus; protein phosphatase type 2A complex; cytoplasm. Lineage: Eukaryota; Viridiplantae; Streptophyta; Magnoliopsida; Apiales; Apiaceae. Gene Ontology annotation, molecular function: protein tyrosine phosphatase activator activity; peptidyl-prolyl cis-trans isomerase activity. The record is from RefSeq and is a predicted model, not a curated record. Bases 16 to 1260 code for a protein of 414 amino acids.